Messenger RNA from Sesamum indicum (sesame), 585 nucleotides. The record is from RefSeq and is a predicted model, not a curated record. NCBI's taxonomy places the organism in Eukaryota, Viridiplantae, Streptophyta, Magnoliopsida, Lamiales, Pedaliaceae.
AUGGAAAGCCUCAAGAACGGUGAUUUGCCGGAAGAUGUGAUACUGGAGAUUCUAUUGAGGUUGCCUGUGAAGACCCUGUUGCAGUUGAAAUGUGUUUGCAAGCACUGGCACCAAGAGCCUGAUCAUCUACAGAUGCCUGUUACAGUUGCAGCUCUUAUGGGACCCUUAAAUGGCGUAUUCUUAGUAUUUUCAAUUCAAUACUUUUGGAACGAAGAAAUGGAUGUCCCACCCUACCCUUCUCUUGUUUCAGUUUACAACUCGGGUAGUGAUUCCUGGAGACAUUUUGAGGAUGUGGAUUUGGUUAAUUCAAGUCGCUGUGCAUAUAGAUCUCUGUAUAAUACAUACUUGAACGGAGUCUACUAUUGGCUCACAGAGUUUAAUGAUACUGAUGUUGCUAUCCUUGCAUUUGACAUGAGCAGUGAGAAGUUUCAAGAAAUACAGGUGCCAGAUUGUAUUAAAUCUAAAGAAGGGGAUCUUGCUUUGUAUGACGGUUCGACAGCCUUGUUAUCAUGUGAUUUAGAUAAGAUUGAUAAAUGUGUAGAUGUAUGGGUGAUGAAAAAGGAAGUUUGCUGGACUAAAAUAUGA